Molecule: messenger RNA, 354 nt
Organism: Stylonychia lemnae
Lineage: Eukaryota; Ciliophora; Spirotrichea; Sporadotrichida; Oxytrichidae
Source: the annotation of a GenBank genome assembly
AUGAGUGUUAAACUUAUUCAACUUUAGUUUAUCGAUAUUGCUUAGUAAUUGGAGAUUCAACUAUAAGGCCAAUUUGAUUAAAAGUAGGAUGAAGAGUAGGUGAUAUUUGAUUAUGUUGAUCCAUCCUCUGGUGUAUUGAUGAACUAGGAUAAUAGAAAUCAGCUUUACUAUGAGAUGCUAGGAAUUGAUCAUUUUCUUAAGGAUUAUAAGCAAGUUUAAAUCGGAAUGUGCAAAGUAGUCGACCAUCCUAUUUAUGGAUUAGAUGCUUACCCAGCUACGAUAUUUACUAAUGCUGAUGAGAAUUUGCUAAUAGACAAACUAAAUUCUAUUAUAAAGUAAUUUGAUUUUUAGUGA